This is a messenger RNA of Dinoponera quadriceps, 3382 nucleotides long. RefSeq names its product ATP-dependent 6-phosphofructokinase (gene Pfk). Gene Ontology annotation, biological process: fructose 6-phosphate metabolic process; fructose 1,6-bisphosphate metabolic process; canonical glycolysis. Lineage: Eukaryota; Metazoa; Arthropoda; Insecta; Hymenoptera; Formicidae. The coding region runs from base 96 to 2663 and encodes 855 amino acids. Gene Ontology annotation, molecular function: monosaccharide binding; identical protein binding; 6-phosphofructokinase activity. Gene Ontology annotation, cellular component: cytoplasm; 6-phosphofructokinase complex. The record is from RefSeq and is a predicted model, not a curated record. The transcript is spliced from 19 exons.
CAGAGGCGAGCCUGCGAUCUUUCUUCUCGCCGCCUCACCCUCGGUGCUUAUUUGAAAUGUAUGCAAAGUAAAUCCAGGAAAUUUCGUUCAAGCAGAUGUUUGAGAAGAGCAAGUUCGAAUCAGGAGAACACUCGCCUACCGGCUCCUCGUUUAAGAUAGAAUUUGACGCGCUGGAGGAGGAAUAUGUCGCACGCCUGCACUUUCCACACGCUGUCACACAGACAAACUACAAGAGAUACUGUAGAAAGAUGGCUGAAGAACCGGUUCAAAGAUUUAUAAAACCUGGCAGCCACAAAGGCAAAGGUCUUGCUGUGUUCACCAGCGGAGGCGACUCUCAAGGAAUGAAUGCUGCCGUACGAGCGGUCGUUAGGAUGGGCAUCUAUCUCGGAUGCAAAGUGUUCUUCAUCAGAGAGGGUUAUCAAGGAAUGGUUGACGGUGGGACGUACAUAGAGGAAGCGACGUGGUCGUCCGUGUCUUGCAUCAUCCACAGAGGUGGCACAGUGAUCGGCUCUGCACGGUCACAGGAUUUCAGGGAGCGUGUUGGUCGCCGGAAGGCUGCGAAAAACUUGGUGAUCCGCGGAAUAACCAAUCUGGUGGUGAUAGGCGGAGACGGCUCUCUCACUGGCGCCAAUCUCUUCAAGGAAGAGUGGCCUGAACUACUGAAAGAGCUCGUCGAUGGGGGCGACAUCACCGCCGAGCAAAGCGAGAAGCACAAGCACUUGCACAUCGUGGGAAUGGUGGGUUCCAUCGAUAACGAUUUCUGCGGCACAGACAUGACGAUCGGCACCGACUCGGCGUUGCAUCGCAUCAUCGAAAGUAUAGACGCUAUCGUCAGCACGGCUUACUCUCACCAGAGAACAUUUAUAAUGGAAGUAAUGGGUCGGCAUUGCGGGUAUCUGGCUAUCGUGGGCGCUCUAGCUGCGGAGGCCGACUAUGUUUUCUUCCCGGAAUGUCCGCCUCCCGUCGACUGGCCCGAAAAAUUAUGUAAAAAAUUGGAGCAGGAGCGGCUUACCGGGCAACGACUCAACAUCAUUAUCGUGGCUGAAGGAGCUGUUGACAGGAAUGGCGAUCCGAUUACCGCCGAGAAGGUGCACAAAGUAGUCGUGGAGAAGCUGCAGCAAGAUACCAGGAUCACUGUCCUGGGUCACGUACAAAGAGGUGGUAAUCCCUCAGCCUUCGAUCGAGUUUUGGGAUGCCGAAUGGGAGCUGAAGCUGUGAUGGCUCUGAUGGAGGCGACACCCGAGACCGAGGCGUGCGUUGUCACACUGGACGGUAAUCAAGCUGUGAGAUUACCACUUAUGGAAUGCGUGCGCCGUACGAAGGCCGUAGCGCAGGCUAUGGCCGACAAAAAUUGGGAUCUUGCGGUUCAGCUGCGAGGAAAAGGCUUCGAACGUAAUCUGGAGACUUACAAGAUGCUGACGCGCCUUAAAGCUCCGGUGGAAAGUUCCGAUCCAACCAAGGAAGUUAAUGGGCGUGCAUUACCGAAGCAAUACACUUUGUGCGGACAAGAUCAUUACACGCUGGCGGUUAUGCACAUAGGAUCACCGUCCUGCGGCAUGAACGCCGCAGUCCGCUCCUUCGUGAGGAAUUGUAUCUAUCGAGGCGAUAAGGUGUACGGUAUCUGUGACGGAGUGAUGGGCCUCAUAGACGGCAGAUUGAAGCUGAUGGAUUGGCCUUCGGUCACCGGCUGGGUUGCGCAAGGCGGCGCUUAUCUGGGGACGAAACGCGCGCCACCCAAGGAAGACCAACUCCCGCAAAUCGCUCAGAAACUCAAGGAAUUCGGGAUUCAAGCACUACUAAUCAUAGGUGGAUUCGAGGGUUAUCAAACUGGCCUGACGUUCUUCAAAGCAAGGGACAAGUACAAGGAAUUCCGUAUUCCUAUCGCCAUGAUCCCUGCGACUAUCAGCAACAAUGUGCCAGGAACGGAAUUUUCUCUUGGUUGUGACACAGCUUUGAAUGAGAUUACAGAAAUUUGUGACCGUAUUCGACAAUCGGCGCAAGGUACUAAGCGUCGUGUAUUCAUCAUCGAAACGAUGGGUGGCUUUUGCGGAUAUUUAGCGACAGUCGCUGGUCUGGCUGGAGGUGCUGAUGCGGCAUAUAUCUUCGAGGAAAAGUUUAAUAUCAAAGACCUGAAUCAAGAUGUCAUUGCGAUGGCGGCGAAGAUGUCGGAAGGCGUUCAGCGGGGUCUCAUACUUAGGAACGAGAACGCCAAUCAAAAUUAUAAUACCGAUUUUAUGCAGAGACUUUUCAGUGAGGAGGGGAAGGGUUUAUUUAGCUGCAGGAUGAACAUAAUUGGUCACAUGCAACAAGGUGGCUCGCCGACGCCCUUCGAUCGCAAUUUGGGAACAAAGAUGGGCGCUAAGGCCGUGGAAUGGUUCAGCGACCAAUUGCGAAAGUGCACCACUCCCGAUGGCAAGACAGUCACCAUCGAAGCGGACAGCGCUGUGAUGCUCGGUAUCGUAAGACGACAAUACAGAUAUACACCGUUCAUGGAACUCCGCGAAGUUACCGACUUUGACCAUCGCAUUCCGACAUAUCAAUGGUGGAUGAAGCUGCGUCCGUUGCUGAAGGUGUUGGCGAAACACGAAUCGACAUACGAAGAGGAGGGCCUGUAUAUAACAGUCGAGGAGAUGGAUCUUCAGAACGACCCACCUCUCGUAUAAGAGUCGCAAAAAUGAAUAAUCACCUAAAUUCGUGGUGAGAAAUGGGUACCUGAAGCGCAAGAGAUGUAAGGUAUACUUGAGUCGCGCAGACUCGAUUCGCUACGUGCCAAUAGAAGAAGCGAGGUCUCCUUGUUCGCACAGCGACGAGACGGAGCGGCGUUGUUGCAGUAUAUCUCCUAGUGACGUUAUUAAAAUCGCAUCGCGUACAAUUGAUGUAUAGUAUCGAGAUUACACUAGACUUCGAUAAGUGUAAAAAAAAUUUUCUAGCGUAUAGUAAGGUAAACACACGGAGUCCAGGCGCAAAAUUAUACCGGAGAAUCGGAGAGCCGUUUUCGUCAAACACGCAAAGAGAGAGAAGAGGAACGCGUGAGAAAAAUCAGAAAACCAUCCGGCGAUACGCAAGAGACUUAUAUUUGAUACGCUACUCGAACCCCCGGUGCACACCUUCAAUUUUGCUAUGCAUCCGGGUGACCCGGCGAAUUAUCGUGCGAUAUUUUAACCAGCGCGUCUCGCGCGUUUUAGUUGAGACACUUGAAAAUUGAGACUCUUUUUAACGUACGAAACUGCGGUAGUCUCCUGUGUUUUAAGACAUCGACGUUGACCACUCUGAUGGUAAUAUUUUGCUGAUAGUAUUAGGAAAUCGAUGAAAAGUAAAAUGAAAGUUAUUGAAAAAUUACUGAAUAUAUUUCAAAAUGAAUCAUAAUUUUCUUUAUGGAAAA